Molecule: messenger RNA, 915 nt
Organism: Rhodotorula toruloides NP11
Lineage: Eukaryota; Fungi; Basidiomycota; Microbotryomycetes; Sporidiobolales; Sporidiobolaceae
Product: DnaJ family protein
Exons: 3
Coding region: 1-915 (304 amino acids)
Source: RefSeq, a predicted model, not a curated record
AUGCCACUGAAGAGCUGCACACGGUCAGCGAGCUCUGCCCUUUACUGCCCAGUCCAAUCCCACGCCGCACGGUCUCUCCGACCCGCGAUCCGAGUCGCCCGACCACAACCGCCUCCUCGGUUCUUCUCCACGACCCAUCCUCGCUCUGCGGCGCCUGCUCUCUCCGCCGACGUUGACCACUAUGCGGUGCUGGGCGUAGGAAAGGGCGCGACGCGGAAGCAGAUCAGGGACAAGUUCUACGAGCUCUCACGCAAGUACCACCCCGACGCACCCUCGACCUCGACCGAGACGCCCGAACAGCGCACUACGCGCUUCCAGCAGCUCUCGUCGUCGUACUCUGUCCUCUCCGACCCAGACCAGCGACGAGCGUACGACCUUUCGCGAACGGGAGGGACGGUUCCGCCGCAUCGACGACGACCUGGACACCCGGGGUAUACGGCUACGAGUCCAGGGAUGGGGUAUGCUUCGGACGGAGGAAGGGCAGAUGGGGCGUGGACGGACAACGACGAGCGGCGGAACCGCGCCAACUAUGCUUGGCAGCAUCCAUCGAGGCGAGGGCAGCCUGGAGCAGGUCAGGACGCAGCAAGCGCGGCAGGUGCUCGGCCAGAUCCGUUUGCGUCGCGGAGAUCGAGGGCAUACCAUUACGCUGGGACGGAUCACAUGGCGACGUAUGCUGGACGAGCGCAGACGAGGUUCGCGCAGCAGCAGGCGGCGGGGCUGAACGGGGACAAGCACUGGAGGGCAGGGACGGCGAUUUUUGGACAGCAGAAGGCGGAGGAGGAGAGCAGGUUGAUCAACGACAGCUCGUCAUUGCGGACAGGACAGGUCGUGCUCGCUUUUGCAGGCGCCUUCGCCAUUGCGAUCGCCCUCUCGCGCGGCGACAAGGACAAGGACGCCAAGACAUCUCGACGAUAG